This is a messenger RNA of Pogoniulus pusillus (Red-fronted tinkerbird), 4999 nucleotides long. It is a transcript of the gene ESF1, whose product is annotated as ESF1 nucleolar pre-rRNA processing protein homolog. Bases 90 to 2660 code for a protein of 856 amino acids. Gene Ontology annotation, cellular component: nucleus. The transcript has 14 exons. Gene Ontology annotation, biological process: rRNA processing. The record is from RefSeq and is a predicted model, not a curated record. Gene Ontology annotation, molecular function: RNA binding. NCBI's taxonomy places the organism in Eukaryota, Metazoa, Chordata, Aves, Piciformes, Lybiidae.
UCGGUGCGCGGUGGCUUGUGGCCUCGGCGGGAUCGCCUGCGGUGGGACGGCGAGGAGUCGGCGGUGGUUCUUAACGGUGGUUCUUAACGAUGUCCAAGUCUUCAACAGCACCUCAACACCUUGACAGGAUGUCAUCUCAACAGGAGAUCCUGAGUGAUGGGCGGUUUAGCCGCAUUGCUAGGGAUCCCAUGUUUUGGGAGAUGCCCGAAAAAGAACGUAAAGUCAAGAUUGACAAACGAUUCCGAGCUAUGUUUCAUGACAAGAAGUUCAAGAUGAAAUAUACAGUUGAUAAAAGAGGUCGCCCUGUUAACUAUAGUACUACAGAGGACCUCAGGAAAUUCUAUGCCCUCUCAGAAUCUGACUCUGAUCUUUCAGAAAAUGAUAGUAAAGAACACACUGAAAAGAAAAGAAAGAAUAAAAAAGUUCAACCUAAAAGAGAAGCUGAUUCUGCAAAAAAACAUGUUGAUGGCCUCACUAGGGACAACAGCAAAAUGAAGAAACAAGGGGUGGACCAAACACAUGAAGUGGUGGCAGAAGUAGAUGACCUUAAAAAUGAAGGACAAAAACUUAAAUCUCAAUUCAACUUGAAAGAAGACUCUAAGAAAACUGCAGCAGAAAUUGAUCGUUCUCAGGGAAAUAAAGGGGUUUCACACAAAGGGGAAAACAAGCAAGGAGAUGUAUCAGGUGAAAGAUCGUUUUCCGUUCAAACCAAGGAAAAGUCUUCACAACCAAGUGGUAGGAAAUCAGUUAAAGCUCUCAGGAAGGACCAUUCCCUAGAAGGAAACAUAGAAGAAUCAGUGACUGUGUGCACAGACACCUCUGAUCAAAGUGACAGUACAAGCCAGUCUGAGGAAGACAUUUCUGCAAGUGAUGCUUCUGAAUAUGCAGAAUCAGAAGAAGAGAAGCCAGAACACGAUGGGGAAAUCGGUGAGGAAGAGGAGUCAGACGAUAAUGGGGAAACAGACCAAGAAGAUAGUGAUUCAGAAGAUGAUGAAGAAAGUGGCCAUGAGCUUGAUUUAGCUAGAGGCAUAGGGAACAUUGAAACAAGCUCAGAUGAUGACGAAGAUUUAAAUGAUGUAUUUCCAAAGGAGCCAGAGAUAGAGCACUCAUGGCGAGAGCUAGAUAAAGAUGCCCCUCGUGGAGAUGAGGUUACAAGUAGAUUGGCAGUUUGUAAUAUGGAUUGGGAUAGGCUGAAGGCUAAGGAUUUGCUGGCUUUGUUUAGUUCUUUCACACCCAAAGAAGGAACAGUAUUUUCUGUAAAGAUUUAUCCUUCGGAGUUUGGAAAAGAGAGGCUGAAAGAAGAAGAACAAAAAGGACCUGUAGAACUCUUCGAUAUUCCAGAGAAUACCACAGAGAAUGAUGGGCUGUAUAGGGAAAAGCUGCGGGAGUAUCAAUUUAAGCGACUGAAAUACUACUAUGCAGUUGUGGAAUGUGAUUCUCCUGAAACAGCCAAUAAAAUUUAUGAGGAAUGUGAUGGACUGGAAUUUGAAAGUAGCUGUUCUUUUAUCGACCUGAGAUUUAUUCCAGAUAAUGUAACAUUUGAUGAUAAGCCAAAAGACGAAGCAUCAGAAGUGAACAUAGCUGCAUAUAAGCCAAAGUACUUCACAUCUGCUGCUAUGGGAACAUCAAAGGUAGAUAUCACAUGGGAUGAGACAGAUCAUGAUCGAGUAACAUCACUUAACAGAACUUUUAACAAAGAGGAACUUCUUGACAUGGAUUUUCAAGCUUAUUUGGCUUCAUCUAGUGAAGAAGAGGAAGAACAGGAGCAAGAUGAUGAUGAUGUAGCUCAUAAAAUGGAAGAUGAUAAACCCAGGAAAAGCCAAAAAGAUGAUGAUGAGCAAAUUGCCAAGUACAGAGAACUUCUGCAAAGUAUCCAAGAAAAAGAGAAAAAACAGGAAGAAAAGGACAUAGGAAUGGAGGUUAAAUGGGUUCCAGGCCUCAAAGAAACUGCUGAAGAAAUGGUCAAAAACAAGUUGGAAGGAAAGGAUAACCUAACUCCGUGGCAAAAAUAUCUAGAGAAGAAGAAGGAAAAAAGAAUGCUCAAGAAAAAGAAAAAGGCUGUUGCUGAGAGAGAACAGAGCGAAGAUGAACUUCCACCCGAUGUUGAUCUCAAUGACCCCUAUUUUGCUGAAGAACUGAAGAAAACUGGUUUAAAGAAGAAGCCAGAAUCAGUUGAAAGUACCUCAGAAGAUGAAGAUGAAGUUGAAAAACAGAAGGCUGAAAUGGCCCUGCUUAUGAUGGACGAUGAGGAUGAUACCAGAAAACAUUUCAAUUACAAAAAGAUUGUAGAACAACAAAAUUUGAGCAAGAAGAAAAAGAAACUCCUAAUGAAAAGGAAAGAAUUACUAGAAGAUGAUUUCCAGAUAAACAUCGCUGAUGCAAGGUUCCAAGCCAUGUUCACUUCUCCCCUGUUUAAUCUGGAUCCUUCAGACCCAAAUUUCAAGAAGACAAAAGCAGUAGAAAAGAUCUUGGAAGAAAAAGCUCGCCGAAGAGAAGAAAAGGAACAAAAUGUUAAGAAGGCAAGCAAGGAUCAAGAGAACAAGGCAAAGAAAGGAGAGGUUGCCAAGAAAGCCAUAGAUCCGGCUCUAUCAAUGCUAAUAAAAUCUGUCAAAAAUAAAACCGAAGAAUUUCAGGCAAGGAAAAAGCAGAAAUUAAAAUAACUGAACUUUUGUUUUCACUCAGAUAUUAACUAACUCUCAGUUCUUUCAAUUGGUGACAUCUGUUGGAAGUUACUAAAGCUUGCUUUGGUUCCUAUCAAUCUACAACAACCCCAAAAAUCUCUCAAUUAUGGUGGUGAGUUUUUUGAGUGAGGUAAUAAUCACUCUUUUUCUGCUACAACAAAUACUGAUUUAUACUAUUAUUAAAAAUGUACACCUUCAAAACAUGUAGGUAAGGAACUGACGGUUUGGGGGCAUUCUGUUCUGUAUCAUGCCACCUGUUAGAGAUCACAGAAGUGCUGAAGAUGGCUAGCAAAAGUAGUCGGAAUUAUGGUUGUAUUUAUAAAUAAGAAAAACACUUCUGCAGAGGUUUAUUGCUGAGACUGUGAGGGGGUUUAAUGUUUUUAGUUCCACAAAAAGUCAUCUCUGUUACUAAAGAAGAUAGUAAUACAGCUAAAAAUGGAACAAAAUGUUGGAUACGUGGCUUUUUUGGAUUUUUAAAAGUUCACCUAUGUGUUUCAUCAUUUUCUCCUCUAAGUACUUGAAGACUUCCUGGAUAAUAGAGCUGAUUAAUUGAAAUGCUGCCAUUUAGAAGUGUUUCAUUAAUAUGCAUAGAAAAUAAAUGACUUCAUUUUGCCUAAAGGGAUUUUGGUCACUGAGAUGUGCACCUAAACUAUGUCAAAAAAUUUAAAGUUUUUACUAUUAAUCCUGUAUUCUUCCCAAUAUAGUUACACUUAUGCAGUGCCUUUCAGCAGGGCAAGUGGAAACAUAAAUAAAUAAACAAACAAACAAGAAAGAAACAAAGAUGGACAAGUCAAAGGCAUAUCUAGACACUUCAAGUGGCAUUAGUGUCUGUGAUUAAAAUAUCAAUGGUGCAAGGAAAAUACAGUAGGUAGAAAAUUAUCUACACUAGAGUGUGAGGAUUGAUUUGCCUUGAAGUUUUGGGCUGGAGCCCCAGUCCCACUCCCAGCCUCAUCCCAAGCCCAAACCUACCCACCCAAGUCUCAGCCCUUCCCACCCCAGCUGUCACCCAGUUCCAGUGCUACCUUCUGCCCAGCCCUGUGUUUGCUCUGUCAGCUCCUAUGGAAAUACAAGUUUGUAUCAGAAGAGAAUGAAGACUUUAGAAGUGGAACUUCGAGGUAAAUUGCAGUUUUAAAGAAGUAUUAAUUUCUGUGAUAUUCUAACUUAAGCAAAACCUUCUAUGAAAACAGGAGUUAGAAACUACAGAUAAUCAAAACGAGUGGCUUUGUGAAGUAUCUGUAUCUCAGUAUGUAAAGGGGAUGCUGAGACAGAGUUAGCACAUGAGAGGCUGUUUACCUAACGGUCAAAAUGUACAGUCCUUAAGUGAUACAACAUAGCAAUAGAGGUGGAGAUGGGUUUUGAAAGACCUCUUUGCAACCAUGUGCCUGAGGAAUACUCAAGGACUUUAAACAUUUUAAAUGUAAGCAAUUGCUCUUUAUAAUAAUUUGAACAUCAGAUUUAAUUUCCAAGCAGCUAACAGAAAAAAACGAGAUACUAUAGUCUUCUGUACAUAACUGAUCUGCCUUCUGUGGCUUCUUAGCCUUUCAAGCAACAUAGCAGUACCCAGCAAACCCAUGUUUGUAGUUUGAACUGACCAGCUGUGAUAGAGAACGAGGAGAACUUAUACCUGGAAGUCAUGGCAAAACAAAACACAGAAAUAGGAAGGCAGACUUUGACAGGGCUUUCAACUCUUGGCUGAAAAAAAUAUUUGCUUUGUGGUAAUGUGUAUUUGGUAUCAUGUGAAUCCUUAAUGCAUCAUAAUUGUAUCUAAUCAAAUGUUCUUUUUGGUAUUGAUGAUUUGUUCUCAAGUUGCUGAGUCCUGAGGGGACAUUUUGAUGGGGAAGAACUGUAGGAUCUGUCCCAGCACACAUCUUGGACAGAAAGCUUUUAGUUUUAUUUAUAAACAAUCAGAUCUAAAUCCUCUUUUUUUUCCCCUUUCCUUCCUUAAAAAAAAAAACGAGUUAUUAAUCACUAAUUCUAAUAGCUCAAAGCCCAUCAUUUAAUCUCCAUACUUUCAGAACAAUGCUAACAAAAUCUGAAGUGAUUUCUUUUCUGUGUUUCCAGCAGAAGCAUAUUUAGGAAGUCUGAUAAAUGGUCUUUUCCAGACUAGCAUUCCUUGCAAUUGAUUGCCUUUGGUGUAAACAAGGGUGACCUUUUUGACCACUUCAUCCUUUCAAAUAUGAAAAUGUGAUCUAGAAUUUCUAACAUCUGAACUUCAAAAUGUGAUUUUGUUUUUCCCUUUCACUAAAUGUCAUCUAAGCAGCAAAAGUGAUGGCAAUUGUAUAAAAUAAUACAUUAAAAAUUGGACCUGUAAAAAGUGA